AUGCCCUCGGCCGCGCCUCAGUUGACUUGCGGCUACCUCACUGGUCGCGCCCUCAUCUUCCCUCUCUCCCUCAUCAUCUCCCUCUUCUUCCUCUGGGGCUUCUCCUACGGCCUUCUCGAUGUCCUUAACAAGCACUUCCAGACCGUCCUCGGCAUCACCCGCCUCGAGUCCACCGGCCUCCAGGUCAUGUACUUCGGCGGCGGUUACCUUCUCUUCUCUCCCAUUGCCGCCGAGUGCCUCAAGCGCCGCGGUUACAAGCAGACCAUCCUCAUGGGUCUCGGCCUCUACUCUCUAGGCGCCAUUCUCUUCUGGCCCGUCGUCGCUACCGCCAAGCCUGAGAACGGCCGCGCUGCCUUUGGCGGCUUCUGUGCCUGCAUCCUCGUCAUCGCCUGCGGUCUCGCUACCCUCGAGACGGCCGCCAACUCGUACGCCGUCGUCAUUGGCAAGCCCGAGUCCGCUUCGGCCCGCCUCCAGUUCUGCCAGUCCUGGAAUGGUGUAGCCUCCUUCAUCGGUCCCCUCAUCGCCUCCAAGUUCUUCUUCUCCGGCGCCAACCAAAACAGCCUUACCAAUGUUCAGUUCGUCUACCUCGCCGUCGCCUGCGCCGGUGUCGCGGUCGCCAUCAUGUUCUUCUUCGCCAAGCUGCCUGAGAUCUCCGAGGCUACCAUUGAGGAGUCUUCUGAUGGACAGGUCAAGGGCUCCAUCUGGAAGCAGUACAACAUGUGGGCAGCCUUCUUCGCCCAGCUCUGCUACGUCGGUGCCCAGGUUACCAUCGCUACCUUCUUUAUUAACUACGCUCACGAGAACGGCGGUUUCACGACCUCCAAGGGCAGCACCAUGCUCAGCUACGCCCUCAUUACCUUCACCGUUGGCCGCUUCGUCGCCACGGGCAUCGCCACCUUCCUGAGCUCCGACUUCAUUCUCGUCGUCUACGCCGUCGCGGCCUCGGCUCUGACAGCCUACGUCAGCGUCGGCAAGGGCGGCGGCGCCGUCGGCGCCCUCAUCGCCAUCUUUCUUCUUCCUCGCCCCCAUGUACCCCACCAUCUUCACCCUCGGCACCGAGGGUCUCGGCCACCACACCCGCGGGGGGGCCGGCUUCUGGUAAUGGGUUUUCUCUGGCGGCGCCUACUUUCCUCUCCCCUUCUGGGGGGGCAUUUGCCUAUCCUCAGGUACCAAGGAUUAGCUACGGGGGGCCCAUGA
Verticillium alfalfae VaMs.102 is the source of this 1197-nucleotide messenger RNA. RefSeq names its product L-fucose permease. The transcript is spliced from 2 exons. The coding region runs from base 1 to 1197 and encodes 398 amino acids. Gene Ontology annotation, biological process: transmembrane transport. The record is from RefSeq and is a predicted model, not a curated record. Gene Ontology annotation, molecular function: transmembrane transporter activity. Lineage: Eukaryota; Fungi; Ascomycota; Sordariomycetes; Glomerellales; Plectosphaerellaceae.